This is a messenger RNA of Prorocentrum cordatum, 209 nucleotides long. The record is from the annotation of a GenBank genome assembly. NCBI's taxonomy places the organism in Eukaryota, Dinophyceae, Prorocentrales, Prorocentraceae.
GAGAGCUGGCGGAGGGCAUGCGGGUCGCGGUCAUCGAGGCCUUCAACACGGAUGCGGGCAGACGGGUCCGUGUCCCUGUCGGGCUCGUCGGGGCCGUGGUGCACGUCGCUAGUCCCGCUGACAAUGUCAUCAUCCAGUGGGACGAGCCGAUGCGCCUGCGGGGAGUCGGCGCUUCGCCGAUGCCGCGUGCGCAGUGGAGAAUGCUGAAG